This is a messenger RNA of Aspergillus puulaauensis, 621 nucleotides long. RefSeq lists its product as uncharacterized. Bases 1 to 621 code for a protein of 206 amino acids. NCBI's taxonomy places the organism in Eukaryota, Fungi, Ascomycota, Eurotiomycetes, Eurotiales, Aspergillaceae. The record is from RefSeq and is a predicted model, not a curated record. The transcript has a single exon.
AUGGACUCCGUCCACGCUCUAUUCGCAACCUACGUACUCCCCGGCAGACAGAUCCCAGGAGACACAACAACACCACCAUCCAAACGCAGCACCGCCGACCCAUUCCACAGCGGCGGAAAGAUCUACUCCCUAAUCCGGCGCGUCCACAUCCUACACUAUCGCGGGCGGCAGGAACGAAACCUCAGCGCCCAAACCAUCUCCCAGGCAGUGGAGGUAUGGAACGAGCUCGAGCGCUGGGAUCCUUCCCAGGAUACAUCUGGGCCUGAACAGAUUCGGUUGAAUAAUGCGUACCGGUCUGCGCUGUUCAUUUGGACGUAUUUCACGAUUUACCCGCGCGAUAUGCACGGCUGGAAACCGCAGGAUGCGGUUCGGGGUGUUUUGGAUGAUGUGGCUAGGGUGGAAGAGGCUGGGCUGGUGCGUCUUGCUGUGAUACCGCUUUUCUUUUGUGGGUUGAGCGCUACUAGGGAGGGUGAUCGCGAGGCGCUGAGGAGGGAGUAUGAACGGGUGAGAGGGUGUGGAGGGGGUGGGAAUGGCGGGCUUGAUGCUUCGUGGGAGAUUGUGCAGAGGCAGUGGAGGAGGCAUGAUGCUGGGGAUCGAAGGAAUUGGGAUUGGGUGGGAUGA